Penicillium samsonianum is the source of this 1179-nucleotide messenger RNA. RefSeq names its product zinc-binding alcohol dehydrogenase family protein. Lineage: Eukaryota; Fungi; Ascomycota; Eurotiomycetes; Eurotiales; Aspergillaceae. The transcript has a single exon. The coding region runs from base 1 to 1179 and encodes 392 amino acids. Gene Ontology annotation, molecular function: oxidoreductase activity, acting on NAD(P)H. The record is from RefSeq and is a predicted model, not a curated record.
AUGGUCACCCACCUCGCCGCCGUCUCCCUCGCGAAAGGUGAGCCCUUCAAGCUCCAAACCCGCCCCACGCCGAAACCAGGCCCAGGCGAGCUCCUCGUCGAGGUCAAAUCCGUAGCGCUCAACCCGGCAGACUGCCACAUGCGCGAUCAAGGCCUCUUCAUACCCACCUACCCCACGGUCAUCGGGUUCGACAUCUCGGGGCUAGUCCUCGAGGUCGGCGAAAAUGUCCCCGUUGGUGAUACCGACGAAGGCCCGGGCCCCUUUUUCCGACCAGGGAUCACUCGCGUCGCCGCCUACGCCGCCUCCGUCUGGAAGUCCUGCAACCCUGACUACGGCGCCUUUCAGGAGCGGUGCCUUAUCCCCUGGCAGCACGCCGUGCCUCUUCCAGAUGAGGGUAUUUCAUGGAAUCAAGCGGCAACCUUGCCCGUCGCCGUUGAGGUACCCCUUAACGCGUGGGAUAUUAUGGGGAUUCCACGGAUGGGGGAAGCCACUGCGUCUUCUUCCGUCUCCGCUGUCCCAGUCGGCGCCGAUACCAGCGGAGGAACUCAAAAUAAGAAACAAAAGAGAGACGUCCUAUUGAUCUGGGGCGCUUCCUCUAGCGUGGGCACGAUGGGCGUGCAAAGCGCCCGGGUACUGCGGGAAAAUCGCGACUCUUCUUUCGCUGCCGUUUAUGCCACGGCCGGGGCGGCGAAUCAUAAGUACGUCGGCUCCCUGGGCGCAGAUCGCGUCUUCGAUUACAACGAGCCGCAGGUUGUAGAUGCAAUUGUUUCGGCGGCCAGAGAGGACGGCCUAGUCAUUCGGCACUGCUUUCUUGCCACGGGGAAGCUGGCGCCGUGUCAGGCUGUGCUUAAGGCUUUCUUGGGGGAUGAUCAAGGGGGAGAGAAGCAGAAGGCGAAGAUCGGGUCGGCGCCGGUUAUUCCCCCAGAUGCGGAGGAGGUGAACGGAGUGGAAACCAUCUUUGUGCUGCCGUCGAUGGACGAAAGGGACGCAGGGGAGAGGUUGGCUCAGUUCCGAUAUUGGUUGGGGACGUGGCUCAGGGAAAACCUUGCGAAUGGGGCCAUCAGGCCGAGUCCGGAGCCGAGAGUCGUGGGAAAGGGCUUAGAAGCUAUUAAUGCUGGGUUAGAUCUGCUAUUCCGCGGGGUGAGUUGUUCGAAGUUGGUUGUUGAGAUUGCGGAGUGA